Molecule: messenger RNA, 735 nt
Organism: Plenodomus lingam JN3
Lineage: Eukaryota; Fungi; Ascomycota; Dothideomycetes; Pleosporales; Leptosphaeriaceae
Biological process (GO): mRNA splicing, via spliceosome
Cellular component (GO): nucleus; U2 snRNP
Molecular function (GO): protein binding; U2 snRNA binding
Source: RefSeq, a predicted model, not a curated record
AUGUAUCAACUACCUUUUCUAAACAGGCCAGAUUGCGAAGGGAGAAACCUUGGGGGGUUUCUUUUUGCCGUCGCAGGAGAUCAUCUACUCUUCUCACAGUUGGAUUCGGACAUUCGGUGGGAAAGCCAUGAUAACACAUCGCAGCCUGAGAUGGACUCCGGAGCAAUACCUCGCAAGAUAAAGACGGGUGCCAAGCCAAUGAACAUUGCCUACAUGGAGUCCCAACGCAGGAUGAUAGUGUCGGCUCUCGAGGCAAAAGAAAAGUCGCCACGAGAUGGGUACCGCGUGCUGUUCUCAACGCUUAGCCUGCUAAAGAUGAAUGACGAAAAAUCGAUUCAUGAUCUGGAGAUCAAACAGGAGGACGACAAUGCCCCUCCUGAAGGACUUCUACUCGCGCAGUACCAACUGGAACAUGCUGAGAGAGUACAUUGUGCAAUUGAGUGGCCGUUUGUAGAUCACCAGGACAAAAAGAGAUCACUUCUCAUCGUUGGCACUAGCAUCCAGGUGGGGCCUUUCAAGUUCAAGGGGAGGAGACUGAUUUUCAGCACUGGAAAGAAUCGAUCUAAACUGCAGUUACAGAAGGAUUCUCAUUAUGAUAAUCCUGUCUACAGUAUUGCCUUGUGGAGCAACAAUACUAUCGCUAUGGUGGUCGGCAAGACCCUAUCUUUGGAGUGUUUUGACUCCCAGGCUGGCCGGUAUGUACGAGCAUUCAGUAACUUUGCAGCUCUCGCCUAA